GUUUCCCAGUGGUUUGGUGUUGGUCUAAGGUAAAGCCAGAAUAAAAAAGGUUUAAGUUCUUUUUUACGGGAAUCAUAACUAUCUUGCUACCUAUUUUCUGGAAGAUAAUGAGUUUUCUGGCGGGGAGAUUGGCGGGGAAGGAGGCAGCCUAUUUCUUCGAAGAAUCCAAACAUGUCGUGGCUCGUAUGGUGCAGAAAACCCCUAAAACCAAAACCCAAAUAAACCCUAAUUCUAAUUCUAAUUCUAAUUCUAAUUCUAAUUCUCUCUCCCAAGCUGAAGCUGCUGAUAUCCUCCCUGAAGUUCUCCGACAUUCUCUUCCGCCGAAGAUUUUCCGAUCGGACCCACUUUCUGACUCAUCACUCUCAACUUCUGCGAAAUGGGUUAUUCGAAAUACCUCAAAUGCCCCUCUUUCUUCCUCUGUUUCUUCUGAUGUUUUGAAUCCUCUUCGUGCUCAUCUCUCUCUCCCUCAACUCACCUUUGGUCCCAAGAGAUGGCAGUUGCCGACACCAGAAUCUUCGGUUACAGCAUCAACGGCCAAUGACUUGCGGUUUGAAUAUCAUACACAAGUCAAUCCUGAAAAAGUGAGAGCUGCAGCAGAAGGCCUUGCUCAUAUUGGGAAAGCCUUUGCUAUAGCUACUGCAAUCAUCUUUGGUAGUGCUGCACUCACUUUUGGAUUCGCUGCAUCGAAGCUAGACAUUUAUACUAGUGAUGAUCUUCGGACAAAGGGAAAGGACUUAGUCCAGCCAAAAUUGGAGACUAUCAAGCAGCACGUGACCCCCCUGAGAGACUGGGCUGAAAACACUUCGAAGAAAUUGCACCUCAAGAAUAAGCAGGAUAUAAAGGAGAGGCCCAUCGUAAAGGAGCUUUCCAAACUAUUACGCGCAAAAGAUUCUGCAUGACCUGAUUUUGUUGUUUUUUUUCAAUUUCCCCUGUUUGUAUAUAUAUUUGUGGUGAUUGGUCUAUUGUUAAAAAGAAGUGUGAUGGUAAGAAAUUCCAGUGUUCACCCUUGUGCUGAUGAUCAAUACCUUGAAGUGUAGUAUGUGUUUCCGCUUGUACGUGGCUCUCCACCGGUGUCCCCCGGCCCUCAUUGUAUUCUUCCUGAGGAUAAAGGAGAAGUGAAUGUAAACUCUUAUGUUCGAUUCGUAGGUGGCAAUGGACCUUAAUUAAUCCUAUAUAUCAAACUUUCUUGUCAUAUAAUCAUACGAAGUAUUAUUUACUCA
Messenger RNA from Beta vulgaris subsp. vulgaris (sugar beet), 1220 nucleotides. RefSeq lists its product as hypothetical. The transcript is spliced from 5 exons. The record is from RefSeq and is a predicted model, not a curated record. Bases 108 to 899 code for a protein of 263 amino acids. Lineage: Eukaryota; Viridiplantae; Streptophyta; Magnoliopsida; Caryophyllales; Amaranthaceae.